AGGAGCGCCUUGAAAUGGUUAUUUUCCGCUCUGCAUCCCUGUAUGCACCAUGCACCCAAUUAUGUGGUGUUUAUAUUACGGUGUAAAGUGUUUGUAGUUAACUAGUAACUGGUUUUUCUCUCUUCGUUUCUCUUACGCGCGUGUUUCGUUGUAAAUUAUUUCAUAUUUACGAUGUCCGAUGAGUCCGAAUAUGAUGUGGAGCCAGAAGAGCUUGAUAUUUACAAGAGAAAAUACCAAUUACUGUUGGAGAGAUGCGAAGUCUUACAACAGGAAAAUGAAAGAUUGGUCUACAGAAUCCAGAAAGUAAGGAAGCUCCUUCGACGAACAAGGAAAGAGAAAAAAUUCUUGAUCGAUCGAUUGGAUCGACAUGGAGAUCGUUGGCGGGAAGCUCCGAUGGGUGUGCUCGAAGAGAACAGUGUGUUUCAAACAACUCCAAAGUCAGAGAAAGGAGGGAAAGGUACCUUUCACAGUGCUAAAGAGGAGAAACCCAGAAAAGGAACGAAGAGAAAGGGCGCGAAAGCUGAUCCAAACGCACCGAAGAGACCCGCUAAUCCUUUCUUUCAAUUUUGUCAAGAGCAAAGACCUCGUGUGAUGGAACGUUUAGCUGGAGAACCGGAGCCUAGUAAACAAGAACUUACUAGGCAACUCGCAACCACUUGGAAGUCUCUCAGCUCUGAGGAUAAAAAAGUAUAUUACGACAUGUAUGAGAGAUCCAAGGAGAAAUAUGUUGCCGAGAUGCAAAUAUAUAAUAAGAAGACUGAAGAUGCGCCAUGUCAACAAAUGUCACUAAAUAUAACGUAAUAUUUAGCUGUAAUGGAUAUAGAUUACGAAGGAUUUAUCCUUCUUGUGAUCAAAGCUUUGUAAGGCUGGCAUGAUAGUAAAAUUAGAGGAACCACUUUUAUGGCCGUUUAUAGGUAGCCUCGUGUAUCUCCUCUCGAUUCGCGAGUACGUCUAUUGCGAAUGUACCAGUAAAUACAUAUAUCGAUUGAUACAAAUAGACAAUGUGAGGCCAAGAAAUUGAAAUAACUUAGAAAUUUUGACGCAGUGAUAGGGUUGUACAGUAUCGUGAACAUAAGAGAAGUAAAAUUCUAAUUGGAAUUCAGAAAAUUGAAUAAGCGACAAAUUAAUGAGAAAAGAAUAAGCAAAAAGUCUAUGGGUAUAUAUUUUUUUUUAUUUAAGGAUAUAAUUAUAGGAUGCGUUAUAUUAUAUCAUACGUGCGAGCGUGACACGUUCGAUAUUCAUUUAGCCACCUUCUGUAUGUUUUACAUUUUAAAUUCAUCGACAUCAACAAUGUAAAUACUUGAUAAAUAUAAAAAGGAAGACGUUUUGUCGAGAA
Messenger RNA from Temnothorax curvispinosus, 1336 nucleotides. Its product is annotated as high mobility group B protein 6. Bases 172 to 801 code for a protein of 209 amino acids. The transcript is spliced from 4 exons. Lineage: Eukaryota; Metazoa; Arthropoda; Insecta; Hymenoptera; Formicidae. The record is from RefSeq and is a predicted model, not a curated record. Gene Ontology annotation, molecular function: transcription cis-regulatory region binding.